Messenger RNA from Hemibagrus wyckioides, 1625 nucleotides. It is a transcript of the gene cysltr2a, whose product is annotated as cysteinyl leukotriene receptor 2a. Gene Ontology annotation, biological process: G protein-coupled receptor signaling pathway. Lineage: Eukaryota; Metazoa; Chordata; Actinopteri; Siluriformes; Bagridae. The record is from RefSeq and is a predicted model, not a curated record. The coding region runs from base 135 to 1193 and encodes 352 amino acids. The transcript is spliced from 3 exons. Gene Ontology annotation, molecular function: G protein-coupled receptor activity. Gene Ontology annotation, cellular component: plasma membrane.
CUUCCGUCUUCGGUCACAUGUAGAUCGUGCAGCUCUUAUCUCUAUUUAAGAUGCAAGACAUCUGCAUUUCCCUCUACCAGACAGAUCUGCAGUUUUGAGUUGAAGCUAAAAAGAUAGGAACGACGUCAUUCACGAUGACGCCACCUCCAUCCACAGGUCAUGAGGGUUUACUGAAUGGUGUGAUACCUCACAUGAGUUCACAAAACUGCAGCAUUAAGGAUUUCAAGGAGUCCGUGUUUCCCACCGUCUACCUGUUAGUCUUUAUUCUUGGUGUCGUAGGCCACUUGGUUUCCAUGUACAUCUUCUUCAGUGUGUGGCGGAAGAAGAGGGGUCUGACUACAGUCAACCUGUUCAUGGUUAAUCUGCUGGUGUCCGACCUCAUGCUGGUGUGCUCGCUGCCCUUCAGAGCUUCUUACUACAUGUCAAGCACUGGCUGGAAAUUUGGCAAGGUGGCCUGCAGUCUGAUAUUCUAUGUCUUCUACCUGAACAUGUACACAUCAAUCUACUUCUUGGUUUCCCUGAACAUCAUGCGAUAUUUGGCACUGUUCCAGCCGUACCGCUACAAAACCUUGCAAAAAUGGUGUAAGGGACAACUGGUUUGUUUUUUAAUCUGGCUGUUUGUGGCAGUGACCUCAAGUCCUUUGUUGUUUUUAGGUCAGAAAUCAAAUGCAAGCCUAGAUGCUCAGCAAUGCAUGGAGCUACGAAACAACAACCAAACCAUCCAGGUUUUAAUCAUUAUCAACAAUGCCACUCUGGCUGUGGGCUUUGUGCUACCUUUAGUGUUCAUCUUGUGGUGCUCCAUGUUUGUAGCUUACAGAUUAUUGAAGCCAGGUCCAUCUCAGCGCACAAUCAAUGUCUCAAAGAAAAAAGCCUUUGCUUUGGUUAUCAUCAGCCUCAGCUUCUUCAUCAUCUGCUUUUUGCCAUAUCACGUCAUGCGGACAAUCUUUUUAUACAAAGAGCUGGAUGUGAGCAAUGGCAAUUUCUCCUGUGAGUUCAUCUGGCCAGUGCGUAAAGUUGCAGUGGUGACACACUGUUUGAGUGUAGCCCACAGCUGCCUGGAUCCCAUCCUGUUCUUUUUUGUAGGAGAACAUUUUAGAACUUUCUUCAAAAACCUGCUAAGGACAAGGACAACUUAUAUGGACACAAGAAAAAGAACCCAUCAGGGGACAGAGUUGCAGAUCAUCCAGAAAUAAGACUCCAUAAUAACAGGAGAAGGACCUUGAAUUCAAAGGACUUGUUCUUUUGUCCUGGGGAAAAACACAGCAGCAUAGCAGAUUGUCUAUUUUUUUCAUAAUGUCUAUUUUUAGGCUCAAUGUCUGUGUUUGCUCAGAGUUAAAUCAUCAUGUAUGAUGCCAAGUUAUCAUGUAAUGCUAAAGUAUAUGUUUGAGAAGUGUUAUCCAAACACUUCUCAAAGUGUUUUACAACUUAUGGUUGUAAAAAGUUUAGGUGGUAAUGUUCAGUGUUCCUGUUUGGUGUUCCUGCAUUGAUGUGAAAAUAAUGUUUGCUUCAUGAUAUUUUAUAAUGAUGCCUAUAAAACACUCUUCUGGACUAAGACAUAUAUUACAAAGAAAAUAGCUGUAUUUGAAAGUAGCAAUAAAUAUUCAUACUGAUAUUUAGGUUUUUAA